Molecule: messenger RNA, 2187 nt
Organism: Fusarium redolens
Lineage: Eukaryota; Fungi; Ascomycota; Sordariomycetes; Hypocreales; Nectriaceae
Exons: 9
Coding region: 135-2051 (638 amino acids)
Biological process (GO): positive regulation of transcription by RNA polymerase II
Cellular component (GO): nucleus
Molecular function (GO): transcription cis-regulatory region binding; zinc ion binding; DNA-binding transcription factor activity, RNA polymerase II-specific
Source: RefSeq, a predicted model, not a curated record
UUUCUAGCUUGGGAAGGGAUUUAAGGACUUGCCGACCCACUGGCUCUUGAAAAUUGUCUAUUCUAAACGAUCGCUUACAUUUUCUCAGCGGCCUCACCACGUCUAUCCACUCCCACACGCCACUCGUUCCAGCAAUGGCACGCAGCGAGCCGAGAAAAAAGAAAUAUUGCCGCACGCGAUCAGGAUGUCUCCCCUGUCGCCGGCGGAGACGAAAGUGUGAUGGGCAUCGUCCUGUUUGUUGGGAAUGCGAGACGCGCCAUGUUGAAUGUGCCUGGGGACUCAAGGUUUCAUUUCACCCAUCAAGAGCAUUGCAUCUCUCAUCGGAGGAGAGUGCAGUUCUAUCUCGCUUAGAUAAGGAAAGACAUAGAGCUCAGCCCGAUGGACCCAAGACUGAUCAUCGAAGAGUGCAAACGCUCACUAUUAUCGAUGAUACACAAGACAUUGUUCGCUCAUUCUACAACCAUGAUGAUGAAUCUUCCGUAGCAGAUGCUUCCGAAGACGAAGCUCUUCAACAUCCUCUACAAGAACAUGACGAUUGCUCGCCUAAUGUCAUUGCUGAGGACAUACCAUCUUAUGUGGAUGGUGGAGCACUACACAACGAGGAUUGUACUCCUGAACAUGGAGACGAAGAAGCUAUUCCGCAUUCCGAUCAAAACAAUGUAUUCCACUCCUUCAGUCCUCUAACCCCAGUCCCCCAUAUCUCACCCCCCGCCAUUGCGGCACCACCCCAGAUCCCUGAACUCUUGAUCUCCGAUUUAUACGCCGCUCCCUUCUCCCUCGGACAGGCCAUAUCACGUGGCGCAUCUCCUGAGCCUGAGCCUCGAUUCCCUGUUUCACAGACCACUAAGAUCAACCUCAUGACUGCGUAUAUCAAAGAGACUGCCACAUGGUGUGAGACAACAGAUUCAGAAAUGCAUUUCUCCGCCAAAAGCGUUCAUGAAGUGAUGAACUCCAAGCCUUUUGUCGCGGCAGCCAUGUCUCUCGCUUCACGCCAAUUAGAUGCUGUGCAAGGUUGUCGUCGACCCAUUACGCUUGAACUUUAUCAGUACACUAUUCGACUCUUACUAGGUCAAGAUCCCACAAAAGCAGAUGCAUCUAUCCUCGCAACAUGUACGAUACUCUGUGCAUACGAGAUGAUGGCAUCAAACGUAUCUGAAUGGAGACGUCAUCUUAGGGGCUGUGCCGACUUACUAAGAAUGUGUAAAUGGAACGGCAAUAGUCAGGGCAUCAUAAAAUCUUGCUUCUGGGCGUUCGCAAGAAUAGAUGUCUGGGCCGCCUUCAUCCUCAAUCAGACCACUUUAAUCCCCACGGACUCAUGGGUAGAUUGCGACUCGCUCGUCUUGGUUGCUGAAAAAGGUGGCACUGACGAUUACUGCAAUCUAGCCAUCUUGAUUUUCGCCAGGAUCAUCAACGUCCUCAACGUGAAAGACAAUGACCAGCGUAGAAAUAUGACCCAGGCGUUAUGGGAAGAGCUUCAGCGCUGGAGACACUGGCGUCUCCCAAGUGUGAAGCCAUUCUUGAGGACAGAAAGAUUAGAAAAGAACCCAUUCCCUACCGUUAUGUUUGCUCUAUCAGCAUCAAUUUGUGGAAAUACCUUUUACCAUGCUGGUUCGAUUCUUUUGCUACAAAGCGGAUUGGUCACACCUGCCCGUUACCUGGACCCAUUUGAAGUACUCAGCCCUCAUUGGCAUGCUAGAGAGCUUGGAGGGAUCUCUGUUAGCAAUUCAUCUCAUGCGAAUUGGGUAAAUCAUCUUCAGCCCCUGUACAUCGCAGGUACGGUAUUUGAUGUUGCAAUCACGCCAGGGCAUGAAGAUGGAGUUAUCUCGAUAUUAAAGUCUGGAAGAACGCGGCGGAUGGAUCUUGCAUCAACAGGUAGCAGUUCCUCUGUCAUAGGCGAUUCUGAAGAUGCUCGUAGCCCAUGUAAGCAUAGCGAGUUUGCCGCUGAGAAGAUUGCCCUGCUCGGGCACCUGGCGAAAAUCGAGCGCGAAACGGGCUGGAAAACUUCGGAUCGAGCAAAAGAUUUGAGGAUACUCUGGGGCCUGGAAAAUUAAUUGAUGAUUCUAUAACUUAUAAACAGGAACUAGUAAAACCCGUUAAUUAGUACGGUUGCUUAUGUCUAUUGCCGUUAUUAGAAAAUAAUUAAUUUGAAUAUAAAUCCAUGGUAUCUAAGAUACUCUAGCUAGGGAG